UGUCGAUGAUCGUCGAUCAAUAGUUCAUUCACGCAGUCGUUUGUAUCCAAUCUGCAACCUUUUUGAUGAUAUUAGAAACAAUUUAAGCAUGCAAGUAGUUUCUAGAAUGUUGGCAUUGGCAGUUAUGACCUUGGCUCUGUUCUGUAUAAAAGUUCCUGCAAGUGAAGCUUCAUAUGGUAGAAUGGGAGGCGGUUCUGGUGGAUCAUCUGAGUCCUCCUCGAAUCAUUAUUAUCUAUAUGAUGAUGACGACGAUGAUGAUAGUUCAAGCUGCAAUUGUAAAACAACAACUAAGACGAAUAGCCCUAGGUCUUGUACUAUUUGUGAUUGCUAUAAAGAAAAGAAUCAAGGCAAGGGUAAAAGUUGCGCUGAUUGCAGUUGCUAUAAAGAAAAGGAGCGUAGUAGUAGUAGUAGAGAUCAACUUUUAACUUCUAAUUGUAAUUGCAAUUGCCACAUACCUUGUGAAUGCUCUUGCCACAUUCCGGUAAAAACAAUUGCCAAACCACUCUUUAUCAUUUUUUGCAUUGGUGGAGUCAUAUAUGUCUUCGUCGAGGAAGACAAAGUUGCCACCAAUAGGGAAACACAGGCUUUCCCCAACAGAUGGGGAAGUGUAACCAUGAUUCAGGUUGGAAUUUUAGACAAGAAACGGGUGUUGCAAAGGAAGCUUAACAGUAUUGGUGGGACUGCGGAUACAAUCUUCAAAAGUGGUUUGAAUCGCGUAUUGAAAGAAGUGGUGAAAUCUCUCCUUGAGCAUCAUGAUCAUUGCCAUUUUGCUUAUCUAUAUGCAAAGUACGAUCAUCUGGAGAAGCAUAGCCGACCACGUUUUAGAGGAUUUUUGGAGACAGUGAUUGGGAAAUUUGACAAAAAUGAUGAGACAUUCGUGAAUGUAGAUGGUGUCAAAUACCGAAAGGAGCCUGUCGGGAAAGUUAACAGCAUUGACAAUGAGUAUUCCGUGGUAACAUUGUAAGUGCUUGUUGAUGGUGAAUACUUGAUUCCAUCACUGAAGGGGCAUUCAAAACGUGUGAAUAAAGGUGACGUUAAAACUGCACUGCAAACGAUUUAUUCGAUCCCAAGGAGCAAUUUAGAGGCUGUUGAGGUGCUAUGGACCCCACAAAUGGAAAACGACGUUGUAUCGAAGCAAGAUGUUCGUAGAGAUUUCGGGUUUCUCAUGAGACCGGUUGAUUCAACUGAGUAGCUGGCGCAAAUGGUAGAUAAUAAUCUGCAACUGAGAAGUAAAGAAUGCGCAGUUACAAUAGCUAUUUGUUUUCAUCUUCUCGAAAACCUGCAAUGAGUUGUAUCGUUUACAAGUUCAGAUUACGAAGAAUUCUUAAUGAAAUCAUCAUGUGGUUAUGUUCUUGAUCAUCAAAUUG
This is a messenger RNA of Trifolium pratense (red clover), 1367 nucleotides long. RefSeq lists its product as uncharacterized. Bases 89 to 964 code for a protein of 291 amino acids. The transcript is spliced from 6 exons. The record is from RefSeq and is a predicted model, not a curated record. NCBI's taxonomy places the organism in Eukaryota, Viridiplantae, Streptophyta, Magnoliopsida, Fabales, Fabaceae.